AUGAAUACUCGCCAACGCAAGCUAGAUAAGCAAACCAAUGGCAUCGCCAAUGGAAGCACCAAUGCGAACGGCCAUGCCAACAACAGCCAUGCGAUCACCAAAUCAAAACGCAAACGCUCCCUCCUCCGCCGCCUCAAACGCCGCGCAAUAAAACACACCUGGUCAAUCCCCCUCGCCCUCCUAAUAACCCUCCUCUCCCUCUACGCCCUAAACCCCACCGAAUCCAACAUCCUCCACAACUUCAUCUUCCUCGCCUACGCCCAAGAACCCUCGCCCACCUCCGGCCCCGCCGCCGCAACCCAAUACGGCAAAGGACCAUGGGACAUCGCCUUCGUAUCCUUCUACGCCCUCGUCCUAACAUUCACCCGCGAAUUCACCAUGCAAGAGAUCCUCCGCCCCUUCGCGCGCUCACGCUACGCAGGCAUAAAAUCCCGCGCCAAGCAGCUCCGCUGCAUGGAGCAGAUGUACACCGCGCUGUACUUUGGCAUCACGGGCCCGGCAGGAUUAUACGUGAUGCGACAAACGCCCGUGUGGUAUUUUCGAACCGCGGGGAUGUAUGAGGGCUUUCCGCAUCGCACGCAUGGCGCUGCGUUUAAGUUUUAUUAUCUUUUUGAGGCGGCGUAUUGGGCGCAGCAGGCGCUUGUUAUGCUUCUUGGUCUUGAGAAGAGGAGGAAGGACUUUAAGGAACUGGUUGCGCAUCAUGUUGUUACUUUGGCGCUGAUCGGGUUGAGUUAUCGGUUUCAUUUUACGUACAUUGGGGUUGCGGUUUAUAUUACGCAUGAUAUAAGUGAUUUUUUUCUGGCGGUUUCGAAAACGUUUCAUUAUACUGAUUCGGAUUUGAUUAUUCCGUUCUACGCUACGAGUGUCGUGGCGUGGAUUUAUCUCCGCCAUUAUUUGAAUUUGCAUAUUCUCUGGUCUUUGUUGACUGAGUUCCAGACUAUCGGGCCCUACGAAUUGAACUGGGAGACGCAGCAGUAUAAAUGCUGGAUCUCGAAUAUCAUCACAUUUGCACUACUGGCCAUGCUGCAAAGCCUGAAUCUAUUCUGGCUAUACUGUCUGCUGCGAAGUGCGUGGAAGUUCGUUGUUUACGGUGUCAAGAAGGAUGAUCGGUCGGAGGAUGAGACUGAGUCUGAGCAGGUUCAGGUUCAGGGUCAGGUUGCGGGUCAACAGAAUGGUGGGAAACAGGAAAAGAAGCAGUAA
Messenger RNA from Penicillium manginii, 1200 nucleotides. RefSeq lists its product as uncharacterized. Bases 1 to 1200 code for a protein of 399 amino acids. The record is from RefSeq and is a predicted model, not a curated record. Gene Ontology annotation, molecular function: sphingosine N-acyltransferase activity. Gene Ontology annotation, biological process: ceramide biosynthetic process. NCBI's taxonomy places the organism in Eukaryota, Fungi, Ascomycota, Eurotiomycetes, Eurotiales, Aspergillaceae. Gene Ontology annotation, cellular component: membrane. The transcript has 2 exons.